CACAAGCAAUACCUGUCAGUAUUACAGCAUAAGGGAAAAUAAAGGAUCUUACGGGAAUAAGGGUUUACCAUCGCUUAUAAAGAUGGUGUUCCUGAGCCUUUUCUCGUUGGUAGUCAUGGCGACCAUCGUAAAUGGUCAAACACCAAUAAGCUGCCCAGGCGUGAACCUUGUUCGAGUGGGCUGCUUCAACUCCCUAAAGCCAAAAGCACAUAUGCCUACGUUACACUUCACUCAAAAGGUGAAUUACAGAUUCUUUGAUAAUCACAUGCGCAGUAUAAUCUGCAAUUGUGCAAAGAAAUGUAGUGGCAAACCUUGCAGUUUUGGAAUCAGAGACGCAUAUGAAUGCAGAACGGGUAGUCUAUAUGCUAAAGAAAAAAAUACUGCAAAUAUCAAUCAGUGCAGAUCGUGGGGAGCCCAGCCAUGUAAAAGUGGAGUUGAUUGCGUUGGCAGCACAAACUCAAUAUUCAUUUACAGAAUGACUCCAAAAACAACUCCAAAACCAACCACCAAAAAACCAACAACCAAAAAGCCAACUACAAAACCAUCGGCUAAACCAACCACACCAAAUAAAUCAUCUCCUGAGAAUCUACAAUAUAAGAAACAUCUACCAAUGCCAUCCUUGCUUCCAAAGCGUUCACUUCCUCAAAGUCACUACAUCAAGCAAGGGUACAUUUGCACACAUUAUUAUCAAAUUUGGAUGUAAAGCAGCUCAUUUGAAGCCUCUAGUGAGCAAACUACAGAAAGGCGCCAUUGUUUCAGCAAGUUGCCAUGACGGGAAAUGUCCUCAGACACCUCUUCUUGCCCAAACGGUCCCAGGAUGCACCAUGGUCACUGCUUGCCCGGUUAUUCCAGCUUGUAUGGUUCCCGCUUGUCCCGCUCCACCUCCUCCUCCGCCCCCACCGCCUCCUAUGGUGUAUACCUGUCCUGUAGGUUGUCCAGCUWCUUGUGCGCCAUCCUGUAUUCCAGCAUGCUGCAAGUCAGCGGUUAAACACAAGAAAACAAAGCAAUCACGUCUACAAUAUAAUGACUAUAGACGUCUCUAUGGCUACUAUUAAAUUGCGAACAUAUUAUGGGGGGUCUAUAUCGUUUGUUUAGUAGUUGUGUGAUAUAAAGAAUUAUAGGACGAKGRUCGAUUGAACAAGAGGUACAGAAMUUCACAAGAAACCUUGAUAGACUCUAUACAGGUGACGUCGAGCCAGAUUUUUCUGGUGGAAGAAGUUUAAACAUUUUUGCUUGAUUGGAAAUUUGGAACUCUAUCCUGGAGAUGAUGAUGAUGAAAUUCAUAGCUCUCUAUAUUUGAAUCGUCAAUUCCACAAAUGAUGAUGUGAGUACGCAAGAUCCAGGCGCAUGAGCAGUGGAUAAUUUGCUGUGGUAUUUCCCAUCAUUGUUGAGAGAAGAUUUAGUACAGGAUAGUGUUUGCAUGUAGAAUUGGAACUGGAUGAUUUCAUUUUGAAUCAAUUUAGACUAUCAAUGCUUUGAAAGUGUAACGAAAAGAACAUACUUUAUAAAUAAAUGAAUAAUGACGUCAUUUAUAUCAAAAUGAAUCUAUAUAAUUUGUUAGACAACAUGACGUUAUUUAAUGUGACGUCAUAGCUCAUAUUUCAUAGAUCAUUACAUGUAUUACUGGCGUACUUUAUAAAAUUGAAUGACGUCAUUUAUUUUAAAACGUAUGUAUAUGAUGUAUACUAGACAACAUGACGUCAUUUCAUUUGACGUCAUGGCUUAUUCCAUAGGUAAUUACUUGUAUUAGUGGUAGGUAUGCGUAAGGAUCGAAUAAUGACGUCACCAGUGACGCUGGUGACAGUAAUUUGAAUAUGAUAUGACGUCAUGCCGCGUACGUAUUACUAGGGCAACUUAUGCAAGUGCUACGUCAAAGUAUGUUAAAUAUUAUUAUAUAGAUAUAUUAGCUCAAUGAUAAUAUGUUUUCAAGAUGGCUCUUGUACAAAUUACAGUGUAAACAGUUAGGCUUGGUUUUAAUAAAGGAUUACAAUGUCU
Messenger RNA from Exaiptasia diaphana, 1995 nucleotides. RefSeq lists its product as uncharacterized. The record is from RefSeq and is a predicted model, not a curated record. NCBI's taxonomy places the organism in Eukaryota, Metazoa, Cnidaria, Anthozoa, Actiniaria, Aiptasiidae.